Molecule: messenger RNA, 1563 nt
Organism: Saxophila tyrrhenica
Lineage: Eukaryota; Fungi; Ascomycota; Dothideomycetes; Mycosphaerellales; Extremaceae
Exons: 2
Coding region: 1-1563 (520 amino acids)
Molecular function (GO): protein binding
Source: RefSeq, a predicted model, not a curated record
AUGGCAUCCGCAGCGGAGAUCCUACGUCUGCCUCCCGAGCUGGUGCUUCGAGUGUCCUCCUACCUCACCACUACUGAGCUGGGAUCGUUACGCGCGACAUGCAAACAGAUUGAAGCACACAUAUUCGACAGCUUUGCGAGAGAGUUCUUCACCAAACGCCAGUUCAUGAUCGAACAGGUCAGUCUGGAGGCGCUGGUUGGUAUUGCAAACCACAAGACGCUGGCUCCGUAUCUCCAAGAGGUGAUCAUUGGCCUCGAGGCCUUCGACGUCAGCGUCUCUGGCCACUCCAUCCGUCUCCGUCCGAACAACCAACGAGACAUGACCGGACUUGUCUGCGGCGAUGUGCUUCUCGCCACCGGGCACGCCAGAGAUCUGCUGAUCAACGCCUUUUCCAAACUUCCAAACCUGCGAAUCGUGGGACUGCGCGACUACGACGGCAAGGAUCGUCUGAGGGAUGGUGAACACGCUGUGUGGAGGAGCUACGGCUGGUCCCAUGGUCUUGUCAAGACCGACAUUCAUCAACUGGCUACAUUGCCAUCUUGCCACAUCAUGGCCUUUCAUGACGCCGACACCAUCUUUCCGACGAUACUGCACUCACUUGCCAAAGCAGGAUGUCGUCCGCUCAACAUCGAAGUCUUCCUGCGCCAGAGACGGCUGCAAGACAGAUCGUUCAACGUCCUGGCAUCGUACAUGCAGCCAAAAGUUCAGCCGCUACUGGCUGGUUUGCGAGUACUUCUCUUGAGCUUACACAUCCCUCGGAAUCACGAGAGCUAUCCCUACUUUCCAGCCUCUGCCACAGACGACGACCGCAGUGCACCACAUGGCUUGCUUCGGCAUCUGCUACGCCAUACGCCUUCUCUCGAGCAUCUACGAUUGAACUUCCACUCGGACCAGUACAGUGGAGAUGAGUUCUUGUCGUGGCUGGGGGAACCGCCUCAGCCAUCAUCUACCAUCUCAAGCUCACUCCAUCUUCCUCGCCUGAACAAACUCGAGGUGGGUGUUGUCAAGGCCGAGCCCCAGACGCUUGCAAGACUCUUCACCAAAUUCCCACUGUCGUCUCUAUCACUCUUCAAGGUGUCUCUUCUGGCUCGGCACCCGCCGAAACCCGAUGCAGACGGAGACCUGUGGAAAGAACUCCUGCAUGAGCUGAGCAGAUCCCUCUGGAAACCACUCGACUUCAAAUCCCUAAUGAUUGGAUUUCCAUCUGAAAGACAGCAUACCACGAAUGCUCCUCAUUCUGCCCACUCGGAGUGGGUGAUGUUUGCGAACAAAGUAACGACAGAUCAGAAUGGAGAGAAACAUUUCGAAGAUUUCCAGUCCAAGGUGGAAUACCGUAAGCAUUUCGGGAGUGAUGUGCGUCUAUGGUUGAAGGACCUUGCUUCGCGAACGUGCUCCUACAAGGUACAUGUGCAGAAGCCCGAAGAGUCUGUGAGUGAAGACGGUUCGGAUUCGGAAGUGGGUAGCGGGGGUGAUGAAAGCGAUGAUGACACGGAAGUGGAUGGCGAGAUCGUGGUGAUUGAGGACGACGAUGACAACGACGAGGACAACGACAACGACCAAUGA